Molecule: messenger RNA, 2234 nt
Organism: Microbotryum saponariae
Lineage: Eukaryota; Fungi; Basidiomycota; Microbotryomycetes; Microbotryales; Microbotryaceae
Source: the annotation of a GenBank genome assembly
AUGUCGACCGUGUUGAUCUUGGGUGGACUGGGUCAGUUGCACUCUGCGCUGUGUCGUUCCGGGCCGGUCGACCGACUAACCAACCGCUGACACGUCUGUGCGACCCAACACCUCCCCUUCCCCACACGUCACCGUUUCGGCCGCCUGCCACGCGAUCGAUCCCGCGCAGGAGGCGAUGGCGCACGACACCUCAUAUCCUACCUCACAAACUCAACAACCAAAGAUAGCAAGAUCCAACCCAAGUUGAUUCGCGUCGUCGACAAGUAUCUCGUUAUCCCUCAGGCCGAGGCCUUCACGUGCUACGUCGACGCCGAGACCCGACACGCGCUCAAGCAGGCCGAUCGGGUCGAGUACAUGCAGGGGAACCUGUUGACAAGUGGUGAGUACACCGCAAGGGAUAUAUAGAAGAAUCUGGCGGGAACUGUGCGAGGUGGGAUGCCGGAUGUAGAUGAUGAUGCGGUGCUGAGACGAGGCUCGUGCACGCUAGUUGCGAAACAUCUGCUUCCGCCUCGUCGCAAGGUGGGGGUGACGUAACAGGCUGCUCGCGGGCAAAGUGAUGUCGUUGCUCUUCAGAUCCAAUUUCCAGCCCAACACGUGUAAGAGAGCAUGUACCAAUGACCAUUCCCGCCCUCCUUUCCUCUCCUCUCCUGCCGCUGCCGUCUUGCCCCACGUGCCUCGUGGUCAGCGAUGCGCACAAGAGCCAUGACCUUGCCGGAAGCCCACGGCGGACCCUCGAAAGGUUUCGACUAUGUGUUCGAUUUCACUGGCGAAGCCGACUUUAGCCUCCCUGGUUCGGUGCGUCAUUCAAGGCCAGGAAACAGCGAAGCUGUUGCAGAUCGCUCGCUGCCCCCACCGAUUUGCGAGCUGAAACCUCCGUCGGAACUUGGUUUUUCGAAUCGCGCACAGGUCCAAGUCGAGCGGACACUUGCACUGGCUUUGGCUCUUGGCCAAUCCGCAGUCGAACACGACGUCGGCGUCUAUGUCCGUUUGCUCGCGACGCAAUACAAGGUCGUCGGCGACAAGAAGGCCAAGGUUGGAGAGGAGGGUUCGAUUGCCGAGCCUUGGGGUGUAAGGGCGGCAUGGUUCCAUGAGGCGGCGAGGGGGCUGGCUUCGAUCAAAGGGUGGGUUGAUUUGGCAAACUGAUCAAGCGGUAUCGGAAUCUCUGACCGACCUCGUGUUCAUCUGAAACAGUCUCAAUCUCGUCCUUGUCCGACCGGCACUCUUCUAUGGCUCAUUCACUGUGACGGGCUGUGAGUCGGGCGACCGUUUCAUAUCAGGAACCACGCCAGAUCUGAUUUCGGUUAGCUUUCCGAAUCCCCAGUGACGCCUCGAAUGCUCAUUGGGGAAGUCUAUCGGUUCCUCGGCGAAAAGCUAGAAUUUCUGUGAGCUGUCCUAAGGCCCGCAGUCCCCCAGUCUUGCGAUGUGCUAAGUGUCGUGCAAGGCUCUACGUAUCCACAGCUGGAAGGAAUCACUACCCCUCAACACGAUAUGGAUCGAAGAUUUUUGUUCCGCGACGAUUGCCAUCGCGGCAUGGGCAUUGUCCCAGGGCUCGGAGCGAUCACUCGCUCUCGCAGGCGAAGAUCUACCCACGACGUUGACGUCGGACGACAUCAUUCAAACGGUGCAAGGGGCAGCCAAGAAAGGCGACAAGGUCAAGGCUGCGGUUUUUACGCUCGCUGAUGAUGGCGAUACGGUUCAGGCCGACAUUGCUAAGCUCAUCGGCGAGACCAUCGGGGUCGAGGCUGGGUUCCACGGGAGCAUCAUCUCAUCCUUCGCCAAGCUCAACAUGGGGGACGUGCUCGAGGACGUCAACGAAAAGGUUAGCACUUGAUCAGAUUAGCUGGGCAGAUGUCUCAUUUCGAAGCUGAACCUUUGUUGCUUCAUCGGGGUUUCAAACUUGUAGCAUCUCGAAGGGUGGAGUGAGCUUUUGCAAGCGUCCAAACCUCCUAUCUCGUCGACGGUGCCAAUCUCGCCCUACGUAGUAAGUUGACCUUGAAGUAAGCAUCUGAGUCUUCUACUUGCCGUCUGAAUGAAUUAACGUGCCUCAUUUGCAGCCCGCCGACCUCCUCGAACCGCACCCCAUCCACUUCUCCAACACCAAGCUCGUCAAGCUUAUCGGAUGGACUCCGACCCAAAAACUCGACUCGGUCGUCCUGCGUGAUACGGUACAGAAAUUCCUCGAGGAACAUAACUGGCCCAAUGCAGAACCCAAGUCGAAGUCGAAGAAGAAGUGA